Molecule: messenger RNA, 1802 nt
Organism: Chara braunii
Lineage: Eukaryota; Viridiplantae; Streptophyta; Charophyceae; Charales; Characeae
Source: the annotation of a GenBank genome assembly
CUAAGAAGCUUUCGCGCGAAGGAUCUAAGGAAAAGUCUGCAGAUACGGAGGACAAGGUAACGCAGGGAGAUAGCAACAGGAUAUGAGCGGGACUGCCGUACACACGACGGAUAGGUACUCAUUGCAAGUGGUAGGGAGACUGGACGGACCGUUGGUGUUAGUGAUCGUAGAGCUCCAGCUCCAUACCAGAUUGUGCAUAGUUGAGGAGGCAGAGUGUGUUCGCCGUGCACUGCGAGAGGGUAGGGAAACAGGACUUUGGAUUGGAGUGGAAGGAGGACGAAGGAUAAAAUACGUACUUCAAGUGACACCUUUCGAAGAGCGGCAUCGGAUAAGGGCGUGGUACGAGACGAUUAGAGAGGCUGAGAGGUUGAAGAUAAGCGAAGCUAGGAGAGCUAGGGAGCUAGGGAGAGUUAUAAUAGACGGAGCAAUACUCAGGGUGCUGGCUGCUCACGACCGAUACUGCAAGGAAUCGAUAAAGACUUUAGAGGCCAUAGAGGAUAGCGGAGAUGAGGAAGAGUUUGAGGCGUUCUAUGAUCUAUUGGAGGUCUAUGGUAUCACAGAAUAUCUGGAGAAGUGGGAGCUUCAUGCCAGCCGGAGUCACUGGUCAGAGGAAGAGAUUAUAGAAAACUUCGUAUUUAAUGUAGAUCCAAGUCUCGGCAAGGAAGUUAAGGAAGCCCGACCGAAGGAUGGGAAAUGGACUACGUAUAAGAAGAACCUCAUUGAGCUUUACAAAUUAGAGGAUAACAAGUACUCCAUCAAGGACCUUGAGACUAUGACCCAAGAUGAAGAUGAAAGCGUACGGGCAUUUGAGAAACGUUUCCAGAAGAUCUCCGACGUGCUGAUGAAGAAGGGGAAGAUCUCAGAAGUUGAGCGCUGUACAAUCUUCAUUGGACAUUUGUCCAAAGGUAGACAAAAGAGCAUACUUAGAGAUCUCCCGCGCGACAAGCUGGACUUCCUAGAGGUCCUAAAGCUCGCGAUAAAGGCAGAGGCAGACGACUACAAGGAUCUGGUAUGGAGAGGAAUGAGGAGGCGUGAUUUCCCUCUUUAUAAGGAGUAUGCCACUGAUAGGUGUCCUGAUUUCAAGGACUAUCCCUGGUCGGAAAAGAAAGAAGCCGUGGCCGAGGAAGUGAAGGAGAUCAGGGAUAUGGUGAAGGGACUGACAAGACAGGUUAUAGAGAUUGUGACCACCACAGGAGCCACGGCUUACCGGGACAAACCCGGAGGGCCCUAUUCACUUCGCUGGGACCGUAGGAAUACCGAUUCCUGGAAAAGUGUUGAUGAUAGAAAUCCCCGAACGCUAACCGAUUAUCGUGUGAGAGAAAGGGAGAGAGACGAUGAGCCAUGGCGACGUAGGGAUGAUGAGAUAGACCGGGACCGCAGGGCUCGCGAGACGUAUGGACAAGCUAGGAGGCUGGAUGAUUACUCACGUAGCCCCUGCUAUGAGGCAAAUGGGGGUAGAGGUGACUCUCGAGAUCACAUGGCGACGGUUCUUCUUGAUGGGAUGGAAGGUAUGCCUCCAGACAAGUUUUACAUACUUGGCAGUGGGACCGUGGAGGCGAUCAUAGACGACGAAGCGGUACUAGAUGCUGUGAUCGAUAACGGUAGUGAGGCUGUCAUUAUAGACGAGGAUCUGGCGGAGCGAGUCGGACUGAGACUCGAUAGGUCAUACUUAUUCGAGAUAGAGACGGCUGAUGGGAGAAAACAAUAGAUCACAGGAGUUUGUCAUAAGGUAGUCAUAGAGGUCCAAGGGGUACGAGUGACCCUGCCGGUCUUUGCAGUCAAGAACUGCAGCUUUGACCUGC